Molecule: messenger RNA, 450 nt
Organism: Topomyia yanbarensis
Lineage: Eukaryota; Metazoa; Arthropoda; Insecta; Diptera; Culicidae
Exons: 1
Coding region: 1-450 (149 amino acids)
Molecular function (GO): catalytic activity
Source: RefSeq, a predicted model, not a curated record
AUGGAAUCGAAUAGAAGGAAUGCAGGAUACGGCGGAGUAGCAAUACUAAUUAGAGAAGAUGUGCAAUACGAAUUGGUCGACAUGGGUUGCUUCUUACCAGUCGAAGUGGUAGCAGUGAAAAUAAAGAAUAAUUUCGAUCCGAUCACACUCAUAUCAGUCUACGUACCACCGGACCGCGAUCAGAUACAGGAAGUGAAAGAGAAAAUAAGAAAGCUUUUCGAUGCCAUGGAAGUUAUCAAUGGAGAAAUUAUAGUUGGAGGAGAUUGGAAUGGCCACCAUGAAACAUGGGACCCCAAAGGGAAAACAUGCCCUAAAGGAGCGUUGAUAAAUACGCUGAUAGAAGCGUCUAAAUUGUACCUUCUCAACGACGGAACUCAUACAUGCCUCACCACCACAGACAGAAGAAGUUCAACGGUAGACCUCACCCUACAACAACGGGAACAGCAGUGA